AUGACGAUGCCGGCCAGUUGUUCUUUUUGCUCCAUACAGAAGGGUGCGGGCAUUGCCCCCCCCCGCGCUAUCGCACCCUCGGGCAAUCAAGCAUCCGCGAGCGGGCGCACGCCUGGGGCUCCCCGCGCAAUCGCAUCCGCGUGCGACGCAACAAAGCAGAAUCAGGAUGAAGAGGAGAACAAGCAAGAGAGUGCGAAUCCUUCGGAUCAGCCGCAAGAGAUAGUAGCGAAGCAGGAACCGGAUCAAGAGAAUGAGGAGGAGCAAAAGCAAGCGAGUGCAAACCCCUCGGAUCAGCCGCAAGAGACUGGAGCGGAGAGCGGUGCGGCGAAGCGGAAGAGGCUGAACGACCAGUUGCGGAUGCAGUUGGCGCAGGAAGACCCGCGGAGUCGGAAGAAGCGGCUGGAAGCGCUCAAGGCGGAGCACCGGCUGCGGGAAAGCGCGCGGAAGCAGGAGGAGAAGCGGAUGCAGGAUCAGGAUCAAGAACGUGAGGAGGAGCGAAUGCGAGAGAGUCAAAAUCCCUCGGAUCAAUCGCAAGAGGCUGUUGCGGAGGACGUUGCGGCGCAGCGGAGGAGAUUCAUUGAGCUUGCGCGGAUGCAGUUGGCGCAGGAAGACCCGCAGAUGCGGAAGAGGCGACUGGAAGCGCUCAAGGCGGAGCACCGGCUGCAGGAGAAGGGGCGGAAGCGGCAGGAGAAGCGGAGGCGGAAGAUGCAGAAGAGCGGGGUGUUUCUGCUUGACUUCGGGGGGAAGAAGGAGGAGGCGGAUAACCACUCCCCCGUCCGCACUGCUGCGCGGGAGUAUGUGGAGGAAUACGAGGCCGGCUAUUACAACCUCAAGGGUGCCACGUGGGAGAAGCGCAUUGCUGACGUGGCAGCAGCACUCGCGGACCAAUCAGAGGCCUUCUACAGCGAGAACAGCGGGCACGUGUUCUUCCUCUGCCACGCGGACAGGCUCAAAGACCCCAAGCAGGGCGGCGCCAGUGUGACAGACAACAGCGUGACAAUCAACAGCGUGACAAACAACAGCGUGACUAAAACGAACGGAGCGAACAGCACUACGGGUGGUGCUGUGACAGUAAAGAAAAAAGCUGCAGCUGCCACCACCCCAGCUGUACCUGCUUCAGUUGUCGCUCGGCUAAACGCCAGGUGGGUGGAUGCAACCAAAAUGGUGGAUCAUCUCCUGAAUAAGAAGAGAUUAAAGCCCGCACUGCACUAUCGGCUGAACCCAUCCGGCCCUUCAGGCGGCGUUCCUGAACUCGUGGCCUGCAUCGCAAGGCUUCAGGAGACUGGGACUGCUCGCAUGAAUCUUCCUGCUCCGUCUGAACCACAAGAACCGCCGCCUCCUUGCAUUGGCAAUGCCGCCACAGCGGGCUUAGAGUGCGUUCCUUUAACGCGGCGUCAGAUAAGGAGGCGCCGCAAACGCAUGAGAGCCGAGUCGCGUGCUAAUGCAUGUUAA
This is a messenger RNA of Closterium sp. Naga37s-1, 1452 nucleotides long. The record is from the annotation of a GenBank genome assembly. Lineage: Eukaryota; Viridiplantae; Streptophyta; Zygnematophyceae; Desmidiales; Closteriaceae.